AUGGAUUCACUAGAAGGUCCAAAACGGCAUGCAGGAUGUAUGAAAUUUCUUGGUGAAUAUUGGGCUCUUCUUAUUAAAAUGCUUCUCUUAACAAAGCGUAAACGUGGUCAAACUAUAGCAGAAUUUCUUCUUGCAUAUGUAUUUUUGGCUCUUCUACUUGGUAUGCGAUACCUUCUCGAUCGUAACUAUUAUCAAGCACGACAAAUAACACCAUUCCGUCCACAUGAUUCAAUGUUAAGUAAUAGUACGACUGCUAAUGUAACAUAUUAUUAUCCCUAUAGUCUAUGUACGGAUACAAUUGUAAGAAAUGCUGUUGAUAGUCUAACACAAAAUGUUCCCGGUUUUACUAGCAACGUUCAAGCAAUUUCGGAUCCAACCUUAUCAUCUUUAUCAAAUUCAACAUUGGAAACAAUUUUUGCAUAUAUUUAUUUUACUAAUAUUGAUGCAUCAUGUAAUAAUUCUGCUUUAAUACCAGAUCAAGUUCAAUAUACAUUACGAAUGCAAGAAAAUGGUUUAACAUAUUAUCGUGCUCAACAGGUUAAACUUUCUGAAAGUGAUUAUUUAUGGAAACGUUCACCAGAAGAUUAUUGUCAAGAUAAUAGAACAUCACUUAAUUAUACAACUCAAUUUUUAGGUGUUCAAUAUUUUAUUGAUUUAUCAAUUAUUCAAUAUGCAACAAAUAUUAAUCAGAGUAUAUCAAGUGUUAGUUCAUUUCUUUCUUUUUUUUUU
This is a messenger RNA of Rotaria sordida, 729 nucleotides long. Lineage: Eukaryota; Metazoa; Rotifera; Eurotatoria; Philodinida; Philodinidae. The record is from the annotation of a GenBank genome assembly.